This is a messenger RNA of Symbiodinium necroappetens, 1256 nucleotides long. Lineage: Eukaryota; Dinophyceae; Suessiales; Symbiodiniaceae. The record is from the annotation of a GenBank genome assembly.
AUGAGUAGGAUUCAAAGUCGUUCGUGCCUGUGUGUAAGGAUCUCGUCGUUUCUCUACGGCAUUGCUGGUGCCUUCGCACUCCUCGACAGUCCAUGCGUUGCUCCGAAGCCAAGCGCGCGCCAACAGCUGGGAAAAUGCCUUUUCGAGCGUGUGGUCAACAGUGCCUGCUGCAGGCUGCCGUUCCAGGAGGCCAAGAAGAUCAAAGCCAGCGACACAGCACCUCUCUGGCUUAUUGAAGAGUGGUUCUUGUCUGACAGCGGCGAUCCGCUCUCUGCUCCCUUUAAAAUGCUUCUGGAGCGAUUUUCCAUUCGCGGCUUGGAAGAUGAUCCGGAGCUUUUCGAGGAUGAGGAAAGAAGGUUCAGGAUGUCCCACACGGGCCCAGUGGAGCUGCCGUUGGAGACGGCAGCCUCCUUGGACUCAAGCUCCUUCGUAUGCUUCCUCCGCCGUGAUGAGAUAGGCUGGCACGGCUUCAUGGAGUCAGUGCACGUAUGCAUGGUGCGGAAAGUAUUCCAAGAGUGCGAAAGGCAGCGGGACUUCGCUUUAUCUCAUACAGACAUCGAGCGCAUCCCGGCUGCGCAAAAGGUGAUGAUGUCAUCUCUGUUCCCUUACAUUGCUGAUGCGGUUCUGGUUGCGCGUGAGGAUGCCUGGAGCCCACACCGCCAGCUUUGUUUCUCCUCCGUUGCUGAUUUCCCGCCUCGUCAGCUCUUUGCUGAUGUGGUUGGAGAAGACGAUGCUUGGUUGGACCUCAUAGAGGAGCUCAGAGCGCAAUCAUCGAACUUUCGCCGCAUGCAGCUGUACGUCGAAAGCUUCCGAGUUGCAAAGUGCCACAGUUAUUUUGCCCGCCCGAUCCUGCCAGCACGCAUUCGGCAAGAGUUGCUAGAAGAGUACGAGAACCUCGCCUACAGCACCAGAGAGGCUCGCGUUAUGCACGAUGCCUUGCGAAAGAGAUUCUUCGAUGGCGGCUCCAGGGUGACAAAGGAGGAUUACGUCGCUGCCAUGUGCCCGACAGAGUUUCGCCAUAAGGAAAGCAGCCCUGCCGUCAACCAGGUUGUAUGCCAGCUGCUGAGCAUGCAAGUGGCAAAAGUGGAGCAGGCCCUCUUGCAGAAGGAGGCUUUGUUCGCAAAGCGCGGUGAGGCUGCCGGCACAAGGCGAGACUUUAUCAAACCCGAAGUUCCAGAUCGUCAAUGGGCCUUGUGGAACGAAGCCUUCGACGUUCUCAGCCGCGGCGAUGCCGGCAGAGGAGAAGGAAUCAACGG